Messenger RNA from Plasmodium yoelii, 3018 nucleotides. RefSeq names its product para-aminobenzoic acid synthetase, putative. Bases 1 to 3018 code for a protein of 1005 amino acids. Gene Ontology annotation, biological process: L-tryptophan biosynthetic process. NCBI's taxonomy places the organism in Eukaryota, Apicomplexa, Aconoidasida, Haemosporida, Plasmodiidae. The record is from RefSeq and is a predicted model, not a curated record. The transcript is spliced from 4 exons.
AUGAUAAAACCAGUCAUUAGCUUAUUUAUUGAUAACUUUGAUUCUUAUUCAUACAAUAUUAUAUAUUUUUUGCAAAAAAUAAAUGGAAUAAAACCGAUUGUUAUAUAUCCAGAUGAAAUAAAUUAUGAUGAAUUUCUAGAAAAAUAUAACAACAAAAUUGAUAAUAUAAUAAUAUCACCUGGUUAUGGAAACCCAGAAGAAAAUAAAUAUAAUAAUUUAAUAAUUAACAUAUUAAAAAAUAAUUUAAAUAUUCCAAUAUUGGGAAUAUGUUAUGGGCAUCAAUUAAUAUGUAAUUUUUAUGGAGGAAAAAUAAAAAAAGUUAAAAAUAUGUUCCAUGGUAAUAUAAAUAUUAUACAUAUAAAUAAAGAUGAAAAUGGAAAAUAUUGUAAUUUAUUUAAUAAUAUAAAAAAUGAUUUUAAAGCAACUUGUUAUAAUUCAUUAAAAGUGAGCAAACAUAUUAAUACAUCAAUAUUGGAUAUAAUUUGUUAUUCUAUAUAUUUAAAUGAAUAUAUAUUAAUGGGAAUAAAACAUAAACAGCUUCCUUAUUAUUCUGUUCAAUAUCAUCCUGAAUCUGUAGUUAGCGAAUAUAGUUAUCAGUUUUUUGAGAAUUUUAAAAAUAUUACUAUAGAUUAUCAUAAAAAAAAUAAAACAAUUCGUUUCAGACAAUUAGAAAACGAUUUAUUUCAAACUUAUAUUAAAAAUAAACAAAUUUCUGAUAUUAAUAAUGUCAAAGAUAUAUCUUUUAAUAACUGUCUUAAUAAUGCAAGUGAAAAAAUGUAUGAAUUAAAAAUAGUCAAAGUUAUUGGAAUUGAAAAUCUUUGCAAUAUUUCUUAUGAUAUAUUUCAAAAUGUUUUUUACAAUAAAGAUGAUAUAUGUUUUUGGUUAGACAGCAAUAACGAAAUAUUAUAUGAACAAAAUCAAGGUGAAAAAAAUCAAGGCGAAAAAAAUCAAGGCGAAAAAAAUCAAGGCGAAAAAAAUCAAGGCGAAAAAAAUCAAGGCGAAAAAAAUCAAGGCGAAAAAAAUCAAGGCGAAAAAAAUCAAGGUGAAAAAAAUCAAGGUGAAAAAAAACAAGGUGAAAAAAAUGGCAUAUUUAAUGAUAUAGUCAAUAGUUCAAGGUUUUCUUACAUGGGGAAUGCUAGAGGAACACUCAGUGAUGUUGUUGAAUAUUAUUUUGUAACUCCGGGAAAUGAUGGUGAAAAAGGUGGCAAAAAUGAAUAUGGCGCUAUAAUAAAUUUAAAAAGAAAAGACAGAAACAAAACAACUAGCCAUUUUUCACACCAAACACAAAAUAAUAUAUCUGAAAAAAAUAAUUGCCUCAAUUUUGACGAGGAAAAUAAUACAUAUGAAUAUCAAGAAAUUAUAAAACCUAACAAUUGCUUAGUUAAAUAUUUAAAUAAAAAAUUGGAAAAAUAUAAAAAUAAUUUUAAUAUAAAUUUAUCUACAUUUGACAUAAAUGAAAAUAUCAAAAAUAAUGAUUCUAAUUAUUCUUAUUCUCCUUUUGAUAAAGAUGAUUUUAUUUUUAAUAACAAAGAUACAUGUUUGUUAGGAUAUAUUGGUCUUUUUAAUUACGAAUAUAAAUAUGAAACUAUAAAAUUUUUAUAUGGUAAAAAUUUCGAACAUGCAAAAAAUAAAGACAAUGAAUAUCUUCCAGUGUCUUUUUUUAUUUUCCCUCAAAAUUUUAUUGCACUAGAUUUGGUAACAAAUUGUUUAUAUUUGAUAUGCUUAGAACCGACAAAGGAGGAAAAAGAAGAAAAUGGCGAAAAGGACGAAAAGGACGAAAAGGACGAAAAGGGCGAAACGACGAAAGCGAGACCGUCGGACUGUUCCCAUGAAAUGGAAAAUGAAAGAAUCCCCAAAUUUGCAAAUAAAAUAAAUAAACCUUGUGAUAAAAUAUGUGCAUCCAUUAAAAAAGAAAAUGAACAGUGGGUCCAAGAAACGCUCAAUAAAAUUGUGAGCAUAGUGAAUAAGCGGUCUGAUCAGAUUGGCGAAAAAAAUGGCAACUUUGGGGACGAAAAAAAUGGCAACUUUGGGGACGAAAAAAAUGGCAACUUUGGAGACGAAAAAAAUAAAAUAGUAUUUUCCUCAUCUUUGAGCAAAGAUAAAUAUAUUGAAAAUGUUAAAAAGUGUAAAGAUAAAAUAACAAAUGGUUAUUCAUAUGAGCUUUGCUUAACAACAUCAUUUAAAGGAAAAUAUUACAUCUCUGAUAAAAAUUCUAUAGAUAUGCUUGAUUUAUAUAAAUAUUUGAGAAAAAUAAAUAAAGUAUCAUAUAGUUGUUUUAUUAAUUAUAAUAGAAAACUUAUUAUUAAUAAAAAUAAAUAUGAAAAUGGAAAAAAUAAAUAUUUUAGUGAAAAAUUAGAGUUUAAUAUAUUAUGUUUAAGUCCUGAAGAAUUCUUACGAAAAAAUAAAAACAAUAUUAUCAGAAGUAAGCCAAUUAAAGGUACAAUAAAAAGAGGAAAAACAUAUGAAGAAGAUCUAAAAUUAAUAAAAGAAUUAAAAAAUAAUAAAAAAGAAAUAUCAGAAAAUUUAAUGAUUGUAGAUUUAACAACUAAUGAUUUUCAUAGAUUAUGUAAAAUGGAUACAGUUAAAGUAACCAAAUUAUUUGACAUAGAAUCUUAUACUUUUCUCCAUCAAAUGGUAUCAGAAAUUAUUGGGGAAAGUAAUAAUUCAAAAGAUUUUUCAGAUGCUAUUAUAAAUAUUUUCCCCGGUGGAUCUAUGACAGGUUCUCCUAAACUUAUAUCAAUGGCCAUUUUACAGGAAAUUGAGGAGUUGCCAAGAGGGAUAUAUUCAGGAUCUGUUGGGUUCAUAUCUAUAGAGGGAAAUUUUAUUUUUAACAUAAUUAUAAGAACUGCAAUAAUACAAAACAAUAUUAUUUCAAUUGGAGCUGGAGGAGCUAUUACAGUUAAGAGUGACGAAAAUGCAGAAUACGAUGAAAUGGUGUUAAAAUUUAAGAGCAUAUCAACCCCAAUUUGCUCAUAUUUUAAGGAACGAUAUAAUGCCAAUGUGCAGUAUAUUAUUUAG